This is a messenger RNA of Colossoma macropomum (tambaqui), 1542 nucleotides long. RefSeq names its product histone H1-like. The transcript has a single exon. The record is from RefSeq and is a predicted model, not a curated record. The coding region runs from base 701 to 1324 and encodes 207 amino acids. Gene Ontology annotation, biological process: nucleosome assembly. Gene Ontology annotation, cellular component: nucleosome. Lineage: Eukaryota; Metazoa; Chordata; Actinopteri; Characiformes; Serrasalmidae. Gene Ontology annotation, molecular function: structural constituent of chromatin; DNA binding.
CACAACCACACAGGGGGAGAGCUUCACAUGGCGCACAGAGCCAUACAGUAAAAUAUCAUGAUAUAAUAAUGUUUUCCAUAUGAGAUUUGGGUUAUUUCACACUGGUCAAGUCAAAGUUCAUUUACAUUUUGUACAACAGCACAUCAGCAGAGAGCAGGCUCUGACCUCACGCCUGUGCUUUACUCGCUCCAAGAGAGCCCGUUUUACACAUAGUCAGCGAGGCGCUCGGUCGCUGGAAGUUCGCCCACGCCCUCGCCGAGGCUCUCCCCGAACGCGCCGUUGAGCUCUCCGAAAGUUCACGCCGGCGUUUGCCACCGUUUUCCACCGAUUAUCGCGCCAAAUACGCCGUCUUUCGUUCGGAGCGGCGACCGCCCGGCACCCUUUUGAGAUCCCCCUGUAAAACGAGGCGUCGCUGUGCACCCAUUCCCGGACUGGGGACACACGGCAGAGCCUCUUCUAGAGGAACGAGCCGUUGGACGCUCGCCGAGCGGCGCAUUCUGUCGUAUUUUGCCCGAUAAAUGCCACGAGAAAACACAAAUCUGAGCGUGUCAGUAAGACACAGCUGCACAGCGCCUGUCAGGUUGAGUCUACAGCGUUCUCAUGUGCCCUUUAAGGGGCCGGCUCCCCGCCUGAGAGGGAGGUUCCUCUGAACAGUCUAGUUUGUGCUCUUUCUCGCUUCACUCGCAGCAAAAGCAGAACGAUGGCAGAAGUCGCUCCUGCUCCAGCCGCCGCGCCGUCCAAAGCUCCCAAGAAGAAAAGCGCUGCCCGGCCCAAGAAAGCCGGCCCCAGCGUCGGCGAGCUCAUCGUCAAGGCCAUUUCGCAGUCCAAGGAGAGGAGCGGUGUGUCUCUCGCCGCCCUCAAGAAAGCCCUGGCUGCCGGCGGCUACGACGUGGAGAAGAACAAUUCCCGCGUUAAGCUUGCCGUCAAGAGCCUCGUGACAAAGGGCACUCUGGUGCAGACCAAAGGCACCGGUGCGUCAGGCUCCUUCAAGCUCAACAAGAAGCAAGCCGAGACCAAGAAGAAGCCGACGAAGAAAGCAGCGACCAAACCCAAGAAGGCGGCCGCCAAAAAGCCCGCCGCGGCCAAGAAGCCCAAGAAGGUAGCGGCGAAGAAGCCCGCGGCCGCCAAGAAAUCGCCGAAAAAAGCCAAGAAGGUAGCAGCGAAGAAGCCCGCGGCCGCCAAGAAAGUCGCCAAGUCUCCCAAAAAAGCCAAGAAGCCGGCGGCCCCGAAGAAGACGGCCAAGAGCCCGAAGAAAACAAAGGCUGUUAAGCCCAAAGCUGCCAAGCCCAAGGCGGCGAAAAAGGCGGCUCCCAAGAAGAAGUAAACGUGUUGUUUACCUUAAUGUCCUGUUUCUCCUAUUGAAAAAAUGGCUCUUUUAAGAGCCACCCACAUUUUCCUCUCAGAGUUAGAUUUUCCUUCGUGCUGCGCUCAAAAGCUUGUCAUUAUUAGUCAGUAGUGAUAUAGGAAACUGCCAGGCUCGACAUUAUAAUCGAGUUGCCCGUUUGCAUUUACAUGGAUGAGAGUAGGAGCGGAAAUGGGGUA